GUUAUUUUAAAGGCUGUGAGUAGUAUCAUCUGAUGGUUGACAUUUGUUAGGUGUUGUAUUCUGUUUCGGGUAUUCUUCAAACGUAUAAUUAGAUCUUAUUUACUCGAAAAAUGACUAUCGUGACCAAACCUUUAAGUGAGAAAAAGGUAGAGAAACCUUUAGUUGAUGACAUCAAAGUUGAUAUCGUGCCUGAGAGAACUGGGACGCAUGCUGUCCCUUUGGUAAGAAACAAUGAUUUCUGCGAACUUGUGAGAGAACGCAGAGCUCGUUCAGCCUCCACAGCCUGUCUUUUUCUCACUGCUUUGAUUGUUAUGAGCUGUGGCAUAGUGACAGGAUUAUAUUUGUAUAGACAGUUUGUAAGAGUUCAAAUGGAAAGAUUUCAUCUUCGUUGUAAUAUUCCCUAUGCUAUGCAAAGGCAUGGUGAUGAAGACAUUGAAAAUUUCCAGAAUGAUAUUCAAGCAUUGCAAAAUGAAUUGGAUAAAGAGGAAAAAUAUUUCCAUGAAGAUUUUGAAAUUGAAGAUUGCUAUGAGAAAAUUACUGUUCCAGAUUUUUCAGGGGGACGGAGAAGCAAAUUUAUUCAUGACUUCAAAACGAAUAAGACUGGAAUAAUUGACAUUGAUGGUCGUCGUUGCUUUGUCAUGCCAUUGAAUCGUACUUUGGUUCUUCCUCCUGAAACUCUCAUGGACUUAGUGAAAAAAAUGAGGGAUGGCUAUUAUGAGGUUGAUACUGGUGUUCUUCGGGAAACAAUGCAGGUGGUUACCCCUGCAAUUGAAGACAGAGCCAGCUUGGGAGUGCAUAUUGAGCAAGAAUGUUUUGGUUAUCCGAUUUAUAAACUAGAAAAAAUAGUUAGUGGAGUUUAUAAGAGGAGUGCUGAACCAGAAGUGAAAUUCAUGGAAUUUGCUGGGAAAAACACCCACGAACUACAUAUUAUGAAUUAUAAUGAUUUGCAAGAACAUGAAGUUCCUCUGCCGAUAGCAAUGGCAUAAACAGCAAAACUUCAUGACCCAUUUACAAUAUGUCGUUAGGUAUAGUUAUUUGGUAAAUAUUUCUUUAAAUAUUAUCCAUAGUUGUUAAUCUUAAACUGUCAUUUUGCACAGUCUGUUGUUUCUGUGUAUUAUCUACUAUUCAAUGUAAUUUUAGAUUUUAAAUGUAAUAGUUUCUAACUUAAAAUAUUUAAAGCACAUAUCUACUGUUAACUUUAUUAGUUGAAAUAAAAAAAGAUAUUUUAUCUAUUUAACAAGACCUACCCUGUUCUCCACUCCAGUAUAUUUCUUUGAAUUUAUUGUUCAUUAAAAUACUUUUGUAGUAAUGAGGAGCAAUACAUUUUACAUAUCAAUGUUGUGGGUAAUACUCAAGAAAUUUUUAUUUAGUGUAAGUUGUUAAAAGCAUUCCCAUUAUACAGUUUAAUCUUUUAUUUCCUGAAUUUUAAACUUUACAACGAAUGUUUUAGUUACAAUAUAUAAAAAAAUAUUUAUAUUGUUGUUAAUUAAUGUUUUGACUGCUUAAAGUAUUUAAUAAAUUUAAGGAUUAACAAAAUAAGAUUUCUGAUUUGUAUAACUGUAAUUGCAGAAAAUGUUUUAUUAAUAACAUGAGCAAUAAGGUGACCAGAUGUCCCGCUUUUUAACAAUUUGUCCUGCAACAAUUUUGAUAGAAUGCAGGACAAGCUAGGGAACAGAAAGAGAAUAUAUGGUUUUCUACGGCCAUGUAGCUAUUUCGCUAGGAUAUGUUGAAUUUCAACUAUCAUGAAUAAUUGUUAUAUUCUGGUUAUUGAGAACUGCUUAGAAAAGGUUAAUAUUGUUGAUAAGUUGUUAAAAUUCAACCACCAUUUUAUGAACUUAAUGAUAAUAAACAACCCAAAAAUGAGGUAUCAUUAUUAAUAAAAUAUUCUGAUCAGGAAAAGGUUAAAUCUUAGGCAUCAGCAAAUUAACUUCAUUUACUGAAAUGUUACCUUUAAUAAGUUUUUAGCAUUUUAUAAAAGAGCUGCUUGAUUGUAUACAAAUUAUUGGCACAAAAAAUUUGUCUUAAAAAAUGUAUUAUUACUGAAGUCACAAAUUAGACGUCAAAUAUAUCAUCAAAUUAUUCGCUCUAAAAAAUAAGCCUUCUAAAUUUAGUUCUAAACUAAAUUAUAAACCUUAUUUCAGCUGAAUACUACGUCACCUGAUUAACAUUUGCACCAGAUUAUCAUUUUUUAUUUUAUUUUUUGUUCACUCCUUCUUCUCUUUAAAUGCUAUGUGGGGAUUUCCUGACCCAGAGGAUAGGGGGAUUAGUGCUUCAGAAUUAUAAGUCCUCCGCAACCGGGACAUGAACUUGUAAUUAUUUUAUAUCUUAUAAACUUCGGUUUAUCAAUCUUCUGGUUUCUGGGCAACGUGUGUUUUGCACAUGCGUUAGUCCACUCGGCCAUCCUGCUCCAGAUUAUCAUUAUGUAAAAUCAAUUAUUGUUACAAAAAAAUUGAACUAUUCUUUAGAUUUAAUGAAUCAAAUGUAUAUAUUUAAAAAAAAAAAAAUCAAAAAUUCCCCUCUCCAAUCAAUGGUGUCCCGCUUUACCAAUGUUAAAAUUUGGUCACCUUACUCAUGAGUUAUGUUUAUCAGUUGAAUGUUUGUUGAUCUAUAUCUUAUGAUAUAAUUAGAAAAUGAUAACAAUUUAAACCAAGUCUCAUCGAAUCUAAAUUAGGUUUAGUUAAUUAAAACCAGAGGUGUAUGACAUGAUUAAAAGAAGAGCACACCUUUGUUUUUUUAUUUAAUGAGUAAAGUUAUGAAGUAAUUAGUCCAUUACUUCUUAUAAACCUAAAUUACACAUUUGUGGAUGUUAAUUAUUUUUAUCCCUUGAUAAGAUUUAUAUAACACUUUUUUUAUUUAAGUGAAGGUGUAAUUAUUUAAUUAAUAAAGAUGUUUGACAGAA
Molecule: messenger RNA, 2899 nt
Organism: Nezara viridula (southern green stink bug)
Lineage: Eukaryota; Metazoa; Arthropoda; Insecta; Hemiptera; Pentatomidae
Source: the annotation of a GenBank genome assembly